AUGGCAGAUACACAGAAGGAGAAAUUUCCCCUGCUUGCAAAAGUUGUAAAUGGAGGAUUAGCUGGUGUAAUAAGUGUGACGACUUUAUUUCCACUGGAUUUAGUCAAGACUCGUUUACAAAUCCAGCGAAUAAAGCCAAACUGUACACAGACGUAUAAUUCAAUAUGGGACUGCUUCAAGAAAACAUACAAGUCAGAGGGAUUUCAUGGAAUGUAUCGUGGAUCUGGAGUAAAUGUGUUGUUAAUAACACCAGAGAAGGCAAUUAAACUGAUAGUGAAUGACUAUUGCAGGCAUUAUUUGUCUCAAGAACACAAAUUGACACUAAAGUUUGAGAUACUAUCAGGAGCCAUUGCAGGAAUGUGCCAAGUAAUAAUUACUACCCCAAUGGAAUUACUUAAAGUCCAGCUGCAGAAUGCUGGACAGCUUGCAACCCUUCGGAAGGUUGACAGAAAGGCUGCUCCAAAAUUUGAAGCAACUCAUAUUGCCCUAAAAUUAUUAAGAACAGAAGGAAUAAGUGGACUGUACAGGGGCUUAGGAAUAACAAUGAUGCGGGAUGUCAGUUUCUCUGUGCUUUAUUUUCCUGUCUUUGCUCAUUUAAAUGCUUUUGGUCCAAAGAAACACAGUGCACCCGACAAGGCAGUAUUUUGGUUUACAUUCCUUGCUGGAUGUGCAUCGGGUUCAAUUGCAGCACUUUGUGCAACUCCUUUUGAUGUUAUAAAAACUCGGCUACAGCUUCUGGUAGCCGUAGAUAGUGAAAUGAAAUAUUCUGGUAUUGUUGAUGCUGCAGUAAAAAUAUUAAGGACUGAAGGUCCCUUUGCUUUCUUCAAGGGUGGAGCAACCAGAGUGCUUGUGAUAGCUCCAGCAUUUGGAAUAGUAGAAAUGGUGUAUUUUCUUGGUGUGGGGGAAUAUAUUCUGGGAAUGAAAAAGUAA
This is a messenger RNA of Schistocerca nitens (vagrant locust), 930 nucleotides long. Its product is annotated as mitochondrial glutamate carrier 1-like. Bases 1 to 930 code for a protein of 309 amino acids. Lineage: Eukaryota; Metazoa; Arthropoda; Insecta; Orthoptera; Acrididae. The transcript has a single exon. The record is from RefSeq and is a predicted model, not a curated record. Gene Ontology annotation, molecular function: L-aspartate transmembrane transporter activity; L-glutamate transmembrane transporter activity. Gene Ontology annotation, biological process: malate-aspartate shuttle; L-glutamate transmembrane transport; aspartate transmembrane transport.